Molecule: messenger RNA, 1472 nt
Organism: Ctenopharyngodon idella (grass carp)
Lineage: Eukaryota; Metazoa; Chordata; Actinopteri; Cypriniformes; Xenocyprididae
Product: arrestin domain-containing protein 3-like
Exons: 7
Coding region: 206-1417 (403 amino acids)
Biological process (GO): protein transport
Cellular component (GO): cytoplasm; plasma membrane
Source: RefSeq, a predicted model, not a curated record
CACCACGCAGACUAAACCAUAAGACUGCACUGAACAUAACAAACCACUGUGUAAUGUAGUAAUAGUUAGAUAUAGUUAUGCAAUUAUAUUGGAAGUGCCACUCCCUCAACCUGUGCUUUAUUGUAAAUAGAAUGUCAGUCCCGCUUCUCCUACGAGAACGAGAAGAGCCUGCGUGCUGUGUAGCUAUUGUGUAUAUGUACAUAAAAUGUCAAGAUCCAUCAAAGAGCUUAAUAUCCAUUAUGACCCCAUUAACGAAAGCAAUAUUUUUACUAGUGGGGACAUUGUGGAGGGGCGAGUUGUUUUGGAAGUGACCAAAGAAAUAAAGGUGAAUCGUUUUUUUGUGAAGCUGACGGGAGACGCGAACGUGAGCUGGACUGAAGGAUCAGGCGAUGACGAAACAACCUACAGCGACCAUGAGAGAUACUUCAAACUAAAGCAAUACUUCAUUCAAGAGAGCUCGAAAAAAGGACAAAGUGAAAAGAAUACCACUCUUGUAAUUGGAGAGACUUAUGGACCAGUGAUUAGACCAGGAAGUCAUGUUUUUCCAUUCAGAUUUCAGCUGCCUCAACAAAAUAUGCCUUCAUCUUUUAAAGGAUUUCAUGGCUCGGUUAAGUACGUCAUAACAGUAAAGCUGAAGAGGCCAUGGAAGUCAUCAUCUACUACAUGUACAGAAUUAUCCUUUUUGCCCAGGAAUGAUGGGACCAAUGAUCAUUUACUGCAACCACUAUCUGGCACAGAAGAUAAGAAGAUGAAACUUUUCGGCUCAGGAAAAAUGUCAAUGACAGUAAGAACAGACAAAACUGGCUAUAUGCAAGGUGAAACAAUCCGAGUUUCUGUUGAUGUUGACAACUCUUCAUCUCGUAACGUCAAGCUAAAGUACAGCCUCAAGCAGAAACAGAAGUUCAAGGCUGAAGGGAAAACUAAAAUAAAAUUUAAGGAUAUAGUCAAGGAAACUAAAGAUCGCAUCCCAUCUGGAGAAAAGACAAAAUUCAUAGUGGACAUGAACCUUCCACGUGACCUGACUGUCACCAUUGAAAACUGCAGAAUUAUAAAAGUGCAGUAUAAACUCAAGGUCUAUCUGGAUGUGUCUUUCGCCUUCGAUCCAACAGUCAAAUUUCCUGUGGUUAUUCUUCCAGCUGACCAACAAUGUCCUCCCUGUCAAGGCCCACCUGUAGGAUUCCAGCCAUAUCUGCCACCUCAGCCUAACCUUGUGCCCUGUCCUGCUGGACAACCACCUCCAUAUGCAGAACUUUACCCCAAUCUGUAUGACCCUACAGCUCUACCCCAUCCAGGAGCUGCUGCAGAGGUUUAUCCAGAUCCAAAUGCCAUGCUGCCCGGUUUCCAUCCGACUCCAUCUGCACCAGUUUAUGAUCCAAAUCAAAGCACUAAAGAAUCCUCUUCUAAUGUGCCUUAUUAGUCUCCUUCACCAGACUUACGAUGUGAAAUUAUGAUAAAAUAAUUGUUUUAAUCCA